GUGGUGAGUUCUCUCUCCUGCCUCUCUCUGAACCUCAUUUAAGAAGGCAGGCAACGGGAAGGCCUCAUUACUAUGGCUGCUGCAGGUUUUUUUCCUCCGAGGCCACUCCCACAAGUCCUAGUUUCUACAGGACCGGGCAUCUAUGAGGAUGAACAUCAUACACUGUGGAUAGUUGCCAAACUGGAAACUUGUUCUCAUUCACCAUAUUGCAACAAGAUCGAAACAUGUGUAACUGUCCACUUGUGGCAGAUGACCAGAUUCCCUCAGGAGCCUAGUCCCUUCAAUCCCAUGAAUUUUAACUUUCUACCCAUGACGUGGAGAUUAGAGUCCAUGAACACAUACCGGGGAUCAGAUGCCAUGCACUGGAGACUACUGAAUCAUUCCCAGGUUGGUGACACAGUGCAACUGAUCCUGAUGCUGGAGUAAAAGUCUUGAUAGCCUGGCUGACUCCUGCCCCUGUACCCUCGGGGUAGACUUUGCACACACCCCUCUGCUUGUUCCUCAAGUUUCUAGUUUUAUAGCACCUUCUGCCAUGGUUAGACCUGCUUUUUAGAUGAUCUACUUUCUGUGAGCCUGGCCUAUCUCUGUCCUGACUGUUAUCCCUAGCUGGAGACAAACUGCAUCUUCUCUUGCCCACUUUGUGCCUCUGACCCUGACCUUAUAGAUGGCUUUUCUUAAGACCCCUCCUCCAUUCAAACUCCUCCACCUGGGCUUUUAGUGCUGUAUGUGGCAAAAGAUUUGUCCCCAUUUACUGUAGGUGGUCUACAGGUGCCUCUGGAGGAGGUACAGAUAGGGACUCUAUGUAUGCCCUGUGGGCCUCUGACCUAUCACUGGCAAGAAUUUCACCUGGUGCUGGGUAGAGAACACUCAGUGCUCAGUAGCUUGAAGGCACAGCGGGAGACUAUCAGAGAACAUCUGGAGUACUUGUCCAGGUGCUCAGUUCCUUGGCUCCAGGAAGUGAUGCUGACACUAGGCCCCUCCCACCCCAACUUGUUUUUAACUAAUUAAACUUCACUGUUUUUACUU
This is a messenger RNA of Mus caroli (Ryukyu mouse), 1026 nucleotides long. Its product is annotated as protein TCL1B2. The record is from RefSeq and is a predicted model, not a curated record. NCBI's taxonomy places the organism in Eukaryota, Metazoa, Chordata, Mammalia, Rodentia, Muridae. Gene Ontology annotation, molecular function: protein serine/threonine kinase activator activity.